Molecule: messenger RNA, 2462 nt
Organism: Protopterus annectens (West African lungfish)
Lineage: Eukaryota; Metazoa; Chordata; Ceratodontiformes; Protopteridae
Gene: CLMP
Product: CXADR like membrane protein
Exons: 7
Coding region: 1-1251 (416 amino acids)
Cellular component (GO): cytoplasmic microtubule; membrane; cell surface
Source: RefSeq, a predicted model, not a curated record
AUGGUACAACCCUCCCGUCCUGAGGACCAGCUGUCUGCAAAGAAAAAGGCCAGAAAAGUCAGGCCUGAUCCAGCUGUUGUCCUCCUUCCCCCAGACAUCUCUUUUGAAGGUGGUGAAGGCCCUGAAGACUGUCCAGUGCUUGCGCUAGAUUCCUCUGCCACAAUCUUUUGCUGUUAUGUCAUUUACACAAAGGCUAACAUAGAAAUAAAGAAGGUGGCAGAAGAGGAUGUACUAUUACCCUGUCACCAUCAUCUUGGGUCACAUGGCAAAGAUGGUCUUGAUAUUGAGUGGCUGCUUCAGACAUCUGAAUCAAACCCCAAAGUGGUGAUUACAUACUCUGCGGGUGAAGUAUACAACAAUCUAAAUGAAAACCAAAAAGAUAGAGUAGCCUUUGCCUCAGGCCUCUUGAUUGAGGAUGCAUCAAUAAGAAUUUCAAAUCUUCAACCCAAGGAUGCUGGACAGUAUUCAUGCAAAGUAAAAUAUGGAGGUGAAUAUAUGUGGAGCUACAUAACAUUAAUUGUUUUAGUCAAGCCAUCAAAACCAAAGUGCUGGACUGAAGGAGAGUUAACAGAAGGAAAUGAAGUUACACUGCAUUGUAAGUCAGCAGAAGGCACAGAUCCUAUUGAAUACAGAUGGAAUAAAAUCCCAGAUAAAGAUGGAAAGUUUAAUUAUCCUCCUACAUUCUCCAUAAUUGAUUUCUCUAGACCAGAUGUGAUACGAUUGAAGAAUGUGAGCCAUGAAAGCACGGGUCAGUACCAGUGCACAGCAUCCAAUGAUGCUGGGGAGGAAAACUGCCUUAUUCAUGUAACGUUGCAAUAUGCAAUGAAUGUUGGGGUGAUAACUGGUGCUGUAUUUGGCGUUAUCAUUGGGGUUGUUCUGAUACUAACUACUGUAUGGCUGGUGAUCCGAAGACAAGAAAAGAAGAAAUAUGAAGAGGAGGAAACCCCAAAUGAAAUAAGGGAAGAUGCAGAAGCUCCUCAGACUCGACUUGUCAAACCCAGCUCAUCGUCAACAGUAUCGAGCAGCUCACACUCUGGGUCAUCUUCCACACGAUCAACAGUAAACAGCAUGACACGAACCCAGCAACAAAGGGCAGGAUCACAGAUCCCAAAUGUCGUACCUUCCACUUAUGAUCCAGUGUUGCAUAAACACAAAGUAACUGAGAAGAGGGAAGUAACACCAUCAAACAAUAUAACUGGAGUUACACAAGUCCUUAUUCCUAGUCAGUCUACAUCUUUUCAAGCUGUGUGAUAUUAUUACCCUGAAAUUAAAAUAAACUCAGCAAAGUUAAGCCACAAAGAUAUUUCAGCAUGGGAGCUAGAAUUACUAAGCCUAAAAGAAUGCUCAUGGGAGGUUUUAAAUGUUAUCAUUUGAAACCCAAUAAAAUGAAAGUGCCCAAAUUGUCAAGAACUUUCGUUGCUAUGUUUACAAAGCAAAAGCUUUAGUUCAGAAAGUCACCAUGCUAUAAGCUCCAUGCUUAAAUGAUUCCAAACUGGAGGUUUAGUUAAGCUAAUAUGAUAGUUAAGUAAUUUCACGUGUGAACCAAGUAAAAACAGACAGUAUGAACUCUCAUCAGCAGCGAGUCAGAUGUGGCACAUUGCAUUUUUGCCAUGACUGCAAAGAGACUGUAUGGGGCUUAACUGAAAUUAGUUCGAUUGAGGAUUUGGUGUUAAUUGCUUGUUGAAUUUUACUGAUGUCUCUUAAUCACUGAAGCUGAAUUAUUUUAGAUGAGGCGCUGUAACUAGAAACAUACCUCUCAACCUCUCAGUGCAAGAAAUCUGGACAAAGCCAGAAAUAAUGGGGGACAAAGGACCAGAAAUAGGGACACAUUAUCUCCUAUAAACUUAGCAUAUUGUGAGAAUAACAGUUUUUGAAUUAUUAUGUAUCUUCCAAUGAAUACGAAUUCUGAAAUUCAAAUGUUUGUCAUUAUUUAGUAUUAUUUAGUGACUUUAAUCCUCAAAGAUUUGCCAGAAAAACACAGAUUUUAUAAGAAGUGACUAAAAAUAUGACUCAAAAUCUGGACAUUCUGCGAAAAUGUAUACAGUUGAGAGGUAUGACUAGAAAUCAAACAAUCAAUGCAAGAGGAAUUUUUUUUUCUUUUUGCACCCAUCCAUUCUGCAACCAUCUAGUAUUGUUUCUGGUGGGCCCAUUCAUUCUUCAGAAAAGACAAGUAAGUCUUCAGAGUUUAUUAACACCAAUAAAUGGUGCAGUAAAUGUCUGUUUUUAAACCAAUAAACUGGUUAUACAAUAAAACAUCAGUAGCAGACACAGAUAUCUGAAAGGCCACUACAGUGGUGGCUGAGCUAAGUAGUAUUUGCUGUCCAUAUAAAGUAAACUUAACAAUAUUCUUAAUAUAAAUGCAUACCAGUUUCAUUGAAGGUCUCAUCUUUAUCAGUUCAUCCUCACUCCUGAGAAAGAUCUGAGUGUUGGAGACAGCAACCCUACAUCCUGUGGAUAUUAGA